CAUGUACCUACAUUAUAUAACAAUAAUACCUUUUUUUUCCUUUUCCCGAAAGCAUUAGUAGUAUAAGAAUAACAAUUUUUUUCUGGGGUAUAAUUAGAAGUUUGAAGGGGGAGAGUUGUGUACACAACUUAAAACGAUCUCAUAGUUCACUCGCAAAUUCCGACAGUCAAUCCGAUCACCGGGAACAUGGUUUGCCUGGCGUGUUUGUUGCCGUUGUUUCUCGUCCCAAUCGUCAACUUAUUGCCGGUCAUCUUCGAUUUGAUCAUGGCGAAGGUGUACGGAUUGUUCGGGUGGGAGUAUCGGAAGCCGGCGAGAGCGCCGCCGGCUUGCCCUAUUAGACCCUCCGCCGCCAAAACUGCCGCCAAUGGCUCAGUUUCAGGUAAGGAGGACCUUGCUACUGCUACUACUACUGAUCCGCCACCAAAACCAGUUGCAGUUGAUGAGGGCAAGCAAGAUUAAAGAUCAGCAAUAUCUUAUGUAGACCACAAGUGAGUUCCUGUUUGGAUUGGCGAAGCGCUUAACUUAAAUGUUGAAAAGUAUGUUUUAUUGAUAUUGUCCGACUGCACUGCAUCAUGAUUCCUUUUGGCUUAAUUAUUAUACGAGAUACAUGUAGUGUUCUCUUACUAUAACUUGUACAUAGCUUUGUGCAAUUUCAUUGUCGUCGUCCUUGAUACUUCUUCUGAAACCCUAAGUUACAACCAUCCACUUACUUUUUUGUUAGUAUUGUAGAGUUUCUGAAUUCAUGAAGAAAUCAUGGAUCGUUGGCUUCAGUUA
This is a messenger RNA of Salvia miltiorrhiza (redroot sage), 774 nucleotides long. RefSeq lists its product as uncharacterized. The transcript is spliced from 4 exons. The record is from RefSeq and is a predicted model, not a curated record. NCBI's taxonomy places the organism in Eukaryota, Viridiplantae, Streptophyta, Magnoliopsida, Lamiales, Lamiaceae. The coding region runs from base 187 to 459 and encodes 90 amino acids.